Molecule: messenger RNA, 843 nt
Organism: Penicillium salamii
Lineage: Eukaryota; Fungi; Ascomycota; Eurotiomycetes; Eurotiales; Aspergillaceae
Source: the annotation of a GenBank genome assembly
AUGUUGAGAACCAUGAAGCUCUACAAAGUCUCCGUUGUCCCCAUGUUCACCCUUCUCACCCUCACAACCAGCUUUGUCCUCCCCCUUCCGGACAACCUCCAAGCCUUCCUGGGAGUCGAGAACGAGGCCCCUCUCAACUCCCCCGUCCAAGAUGAAGGCUUCAGCCGCCCCUCAUGGUUCACAUCAGCUCUGAUGGCCCGCCGCCUCCUGGCCCUCUCCCCCUCAGGCGUGAUCACAACCACAUUCCCAGACUCCCUCCCCCCCUCCGCCCACGCCCCCUCAGACGUAGCCGGCCUCUCCAUAGGUCUACGUGAGUACAUCGCCGACUGCGACAGCUCUCUACCAAAAGACCUCUCCCACGACGACAACGGCUCCCCAACAAUCCUAGGCCUCCGCAUCGGCACCACAUUCAAGAACAUCGCCUCCGGCUCCAACCUCAGCCUUCAACUAGACUGGUGGGACCAUCUCGACGAAGCAGGCCCUGUCUACCCAGGCCUCCCUCUCAGUCCUGCCGCUCUACCUCGCGUCACUCUAUUCGGAUACUUGGAUUCUCUCCCUUCGCCUCUUCCAGACGACGCGGCUGCCGCGCUGGAAGCUUGCUUCCUUGGUCCGCAUCCUGAUGCCAAGGUCUGGUUGCCUGGUGCUUCGUACUCGCCGCAUGCUAGCUUUUGGGCUAGGCUGGUUGUUACGCAUGUUUAUUGGAUUGGUGGGUUUGGGGACGUGCAGCAGAUUGGUUGGAUGAAUUUGACGGAGUGGCAAGGGAUCAGACCUUAUGGUAGUGUUGCGGGUGUUGGGGAUGGUAGGGGCUGGAAGGAUGUUCGUCUACCGGGUGAGAAGGAGUAG